This is a messenger RNA of Selaginella moellendorffii, 842 nucleotides long. Its product is annotated as 1,2-dihydroxy-3-keto-5-methylthiopentene dioxygenase. The record is from RefSeq and is a predicted model, not a curated record. The coding region runs from base 86 to 667 and encodes 193 amino acids. The transcript is spliced from 6 exons. Lineage: Eukaryota; Viridiplantae; Streptophyta; Lycopodiopsida; Selaginellales; Selaginellaceae. Gene Ontology annotation, molecular function: acireductone dioxygenase [iron(II)-requiring] activity.
CGCAAUUUUGCAACACCUUGGCAUUUCAAUUCUGCUCUUUCUUUCAGCAUAUUACAUCUAUCUAUUCCCACUUGUGCCAGUUGCAAUGGCCGACUGCAACAAGUCAUCAAUUGAAGCCUGGGAGUAUAAUCCCGGGGACGAAGAGAACUCCAAGCUUCCUCACAAGUUCUCGCCCAAUCGUCCAGUGCCGCUUUCUCACGUUCACAGUCUUGGCGUUUUAACAUGGAAGCUAGACGCCGACAACUGGGAGAGCGACCCCAAACUAGAAGAGAUUAAAGUCGAGCGAGGAUAUAACUACUGGGAAAAGAUCACUGUAUCUCGGGAAGCUAUGGCUGACUUUGAUGCUCGAGUCGGGGGAUUCUUUCAAGAACACAUGCAUUCUCAAGAGGAGAUACGGCUCAUCCUUGACGGAAGUGGCUACUGGGACAUUCGGGACUAUGAUGACAAAUGGGUGCGUUUCCGUGUCCAGAAAGGAGAUCUGGUAGUGCUACCGCCAGGCAUGUAUCACCGCUUCACGCUCGACACAGGCGAUUACAUUGAGGCCCUGCUCCUCUACACUGAGGUGCCAGAGAGAACUCAGCACCAACGAGCCGAGGACAGCAUUGCCCGCAAGAAUUACGUCAAGCAAUUCCUCGACGUCCAUACGUUGCAAAUCGAAGCGCAGUGAUCGUGGCCCUGCCAGGAACAUGGAGAAUUUUGCUUGGAGCUGGAGAUGAUUUGGAGUAUAUAAUUGUUUUCGCUUGCUUGCUACUUGUAAAACGGGGAGAAGAGCUCUGUGAAUACUUUGUGUGCUCCCCCGUCACUGCCAUUAAUCUUCGAAAGUAAACUAUUUUCCGCCGAAA